Phytophthora nicotianae INRA-310 is the source of this 2220-nucleotide messenger RNA. RefSeq lists its product as hypothetical. Bases 1 to 2220 code for a protein of 739 amino acids. The transcript has 3 exons. Lineage: Eukaryota; Oomycota; Peronosporomycetes; Peronosporales; Peronosporaceae. The record is from RefSeq and is a predicted model, not a curated record.
AUGAAGGCGACUACGUGUGUGAGGGUGGUUCUACCGACGGAUGAGCUUGUUCGAAUGGAGUGUACAGCGACUAUGACGGUAGCGGAUCUAGUGAAGACGCUGGAAAAACGCGCCAGCUUCCAGAAAACUAAUGGAAUCGAUCGAAAUGGGGAAAGUGGCUACGAUUCGUAUGGUAACAACAAUUGUGACAAUGAUCCAGCCACUGAGACGACUUUAGGCUGUCGCUCGAAAGGAUUCAGCCGAGGAACGCUGACUCUUGUUCGCGUGGAAUCAGAGUUGAAAGCCCAGGCGCUUGUAGUCGACCAAGUCGAAGAGCUAGACAUUCUGGAGUUUCAGAUUGCUAGUAUUGACACUCCCGAGUGGAUUGCUGAGCUAAGCUUUCGGCAAUCCCGUAGGAUAUCACCGAUCAUCAACUCGUCCCCUCACAACAUAGUGGGGGCAGUUCGACCAGCCUCGACGACUUUGAUUCCGUUGUGUCAGAUGAAGCAAGUCCGAGCCGUUCGAGAUGAGGAAAGAACGAACCAAGACUGUGCGGAAACCACAGGAUUUAAACACCACCCAGUGGUGAAAUGUAAGGACUUAAUCCAGCAUUCCAACGUGAUACGAUCGCGUUUACGAAGGCAUCGUGCACGAAGACGUUUAACCUCGCGGAUUGGAGGAAAACGCUUGCUGUUUACCCAAUUUCAAAAGCUUAGAAGUGAUGCCAAAGAGCGCAAGUACACUGGUAAGUACACGGAACGUGUCCUCCUGGGAGCUGGAAUGCAAUUGAUCAAUCUCAUCCAUCUUGUCCACAUGGACGUACGAGGACUGGUGUUUCUUCUUCGUGAUGCAAUACUGGGUGGCCAUACCUUGAGCAUGUGCGAGAUAUUAUCAUUGGUGAGGACGAUGGUGACUACAUUGACGUACAUAAAUUUUGGUUCAAGUGCAGCCACUUCCCUGUCAGAAGAUGAUAACGAGAGCUUGGUUCGAAGGUUAUCAUGGGAUAUUGCUGGCAAGGAUGGAGGAGUCACUGUUAUUCAAGAAGGCUGGGUCGUCAGUGCAGAGUGGGGGGCAUUUUGGAGAUCGCAGCGUAAGGAAUAUGCUUGUCUGUGUGACAACCACGUGCUCUACUUUUUCUCGAGUCGAACGCAUUGUGCGGACUUCGUGUUUGAGUUGGGACGUGACCGCGACGGCAGCAUAUCGGACACAAGCAAACGUCUACUGAAAGUCAACAGUCCACUGAGUCAGAUUGAUCUAUCCGAGACCGACUGGAGUGUGAGGAAAAGCAUCCAAGAAGAGGACUCAACAAAGCUGCAUCGCAAUGCCUUUGCGUUUUUCGAUGCAAAUGGCAGGAUGCGACUCGUUUUAGACGUAAGUUCUGGAGCUGAAGCUACGCUGUGGGUAAGGUUGAUAUCUGCUGAAAUGAGCCAGAGCAAGUUAUUCGCACGAAUGCGCGAACUAAAUAAUGAACCUGCGAAAUCAGAGUCUGAAGAUCUCAAGAUCGCUGCGAAUCCAUUGGCCACAUGGACGGAGAUAUUGACGCAAUGCUCUACGAGUAUUGAUAACCAGCAGUCAUUGAUAAUUCCGCUGUAUUCGCUGUAUUCGCAGAUUGACCGACGCAGCGGAACAGCGCGAGCUGAACGCUACAAGUCGUGGACACUCGGUCAAGCCUUGAAAGAUCUGCAGCGGGAUUGCGUGAAAAUAAACGGUCUUGUCCUCGCAGGGGCUUCGCUGGAAGCUAAUAUCCUCGCGUUGACACUUGAAAUUUUGAAAUGCACAGAAGAGAGACGAGAAACUUCGAUGAAAGCACGAGACACUGCAACGUCGCUGUCAGUGAACGUGAAAGAGAUGACUGCGCUACGUUUUGCACGUCAAGUGAUAAUCUACAGCUCACGUACUCACGGUGGUGGGGAUAUCCUCGACGCUCUGCAUCUUUUGUUUGGCAAUGAGAAGUAUUGCAUCUGUCCAGACGCACAUUCAAUGGAGCCGAUUGAGAUCAAUGUUUCAAAGGAAGAAGUGCCUCUCAGUGCACAGAUUUCAAUGAAGAUGACCUACCGCGUGAUUCCUACGGAUUCAAUUGGCCCGAUGGAAGAACAAGGCGAUAGUGUUCUUCAAUAUGGAGAGGCUGAACGACAACUAACGGAGUUCAAGAUUGUAGGAACAUACUCGCAAAGAGUGAGUUGCCACUUUAUUGAGGGGAACGACAUUGAAGGGAGCGUUCAAUUACAAGCUGCAGGUUGA